GGGAAUCUGAGGGUUGCGAGGAGCAGCGGGAGCGCAGCUAUUCGGGUGGGUGCACUUGCGUAGUGUGUUACUGCGGAGAAGCUGGUUCACCUUUCCUCGUCUUUCAUCGCGAGAGUUGCUUCAGUUUGCUUUCGGGAUAAGAGACGUUAACAAUGGAUCAUCUGACUGCUGCAAAUGUCAAAUUUGCGGUUGAUCUCUACAAGCAUUUGGAUAAAGAUAGCAAACUUGGCAACAUCUUUGUGUCCCCGUUUAGUAUAUCAAAUGCCCUGGCUAUGGUGUAUCUUGGUGCCAGUGGAAAUACAGCAACACAGAUGGCCAAGGUGCUUGCUUUUGACAAAGUCAAGGAUGUCCAUGCUGAGUUUCAGAAACUUCAACUUGAAUUGAACAACCCUCAAGCAAAGUACGUGCUGAAAACAGCCAAUCGCCUUUUUGGAGAGAAGAACUACAACUUCCUUGCAGCGUACCUUGCUGAUACACUGAAAUACUACCAGGCAGAACUGGCUCCAGUUGAUUUUCUUACCGCAGCAGAAGCAGUCAGACAGGAGAUCAACACCUGGGCAGAAAAACAAACUGAAGGCAAGAUCACAAACCUACUGGCUGAAGGAUCUGUUGACAGCUUGACAAAGCUUGUUCUUGUAAAUGCCAUUUAUUUUAAGGGAAACUGGCACAGAAAAUUUAAUACAGAAUUGACACAUGAUGGAGAAUUCAGAAUAAAGCAGCAUGAAACAAAACCUGUGCAAAUGAUGAAGCUAAAAAGCAGGUUUGCCUUCACUUAUAUUCCAGAAGUUUCAACCAAGAUACUUGAGCUGCCCUAUGAUGAUAAUGAGCUUAGUAUGGUCAUCCUAUUGCCAGAUAUAAAUGAUGACUUCACUGGGAUGGAAAAACUUCAGAAUCAUCUCACGGUUGAUCAUCUGAUGACUUGGACCAACCCUGAUAAAAUGAACGAGAUAGAGAUUAAUGUGGUUCUGCCCAAAUUCAAACUGGAAGAAAAAUAUGAUCUUGAGUCUAUCCUCAUAGAAAUGGGGAUGGUCGAUGCUUUCAGCACCACGCAAGCUAACUACUCUGCAAUGACUAGUAGAAAUGAUCUUGUUUUGACCAAAGUAGUGCAUAAGUCCUUUGUGGAAGUUAAUGAAGAAGGCACAGAAGCGGCUGCUUCAACAGCAGCGAUCAUGAUGUUGCGAUGUGCUCCGAUGACAUUCGAAUUUGUGGCUGACCAUCCGUUCCUGUUCUUCAUUCGGCACAACAAAACACGCAACAUUUUAUUCUUUGGAAGAUUCUCAUCUCCUUAGACCUGGUGCCGUUAGGUUGCAGCAGUUUUCAAUCCAUUGCUUUUUUUUCCUCUAACAUUUAUGUGUUGGGUAGGUUUUCAUGAAGUUAAGGGGUGGAAUAAAGUAUAAUAUUAAUUUUCUGUACUCUAACCAAUUGAGUUUUGGUAUGCUAUAAAUGAGUAAACAUUCCUUAGAAAAGUAACUGCUUAUACUUUGCUUCUAAUUAUCAUGAGAUGGAGAGCCUGUGAUUGGAAUGGAUAGUUCUGGAAUGCCGAACUUUCAAAAAUAAACACGUGCUUUCCUCUU
Messenger RNA from Mobula hypostoma (lesser devil ray), 1574 nucleotides. RefSeq names its product leukocyte elastase inhibitor-like. Gene Ontology annotation, molecular function: serine-type endopeptidase inhibitor activity. The record is from RefSeq and is a predicted model, not a curated record. The coding region runs from base 153 to 1289 and encodes 378 amino acids. The transcript is spliced from 7 exons. Lineage: Eukaryota; Metazoa; Chordata; Chondrichthyes; Myliobatiformes; Myliobatidae.